Messenger RNA from Musca vetustissima, 3744 nucleotides. RefSeq lists its product as uncharacterized. The record is from RefSeq and is a predicted model, not a curated record. The coding region runs from base 1 to 3744 and encodes 1247 amino acids. The transcript is spliced from 6 exons. NCBI's taxonomy places the organism in Eukaryota, Metazoa, Arthropoda, Insecta, Diptera, Muscidae. Gene Ontology annotation, molecular function: protein binding.
AUGGCUGAAGGUGGUGGUGGAGAUACUGUUGGUGGCGUUGGCCAUCAAUUUCCGCCACCGGCAACAAGUGGUGAUGACGAAUUUCCAGACAACAACACAGAAGCCAAUGAAAACAACAAACAUCAACAACAACAGCAAAGCAUGCAAAAGAGCAAUGACAGUAGCAAUGCCGUGGCAGCAGCAACUGCGCAAUCAUACAAAGAAGAAAAUAUUUAUUUAGAUGCUGCGGACUCGAAUAUUAUUGCUGUCAAUACUAAUGACCACGAUGGCGAUGACGAUGGCGAAGAUGAGAAUAAUCAAACAUUUUAUGAAGCUACCGGUGGUGAACCGGAACUUGUUUUGACAUUUGAUGGGAAUACAAUGAAAAUAGUGAAUGAUGUCAUGACAACAGAAGCUACAGCACAACAACAACAAAAACUAGAAACAACAAAUUAUGCUGCUGAUGGUGCUGGUGGCGCAGCUUCAAUACAUAUUGAAGGCGGCGAAUAUGAUGAAGAUACCACCAAACAACUGCCACAUAGCAUGGAUGUGAAAAAACUCAAUACUCAACAACACAGUUUACCAUCACGAGCCAAUGCUAUUGUUUUGGAUGAGGAUGAGUGUGAAGGAGCUGUUGGUCUAUCCACAUCCAACAUUCUUAAUGAUGUAAAUGUGGGCUAUUCAUCCCCAUUGUCAUCGUCGCCGUUCGACAAUGAUCUCAUUAGGGUUCAAAAGGUUCAACAACCAGAGCAGGAGUUUCGUAUCGAGGGUGGUGACGAGGAGCCGUUAGUAGUUUUACGCAAAAAACGAGGAAGAAAUUUAAAAGAUUACAAUCACAUUAAUCAACAUACAACAUCGUCGGCCCCCGAAGAUGAACAGGCACUGAAACAACGUCAACAAACUUUGUUGACGACGAAGUCAUGCGAAACUCCAGCCUCGGCUACAACAUUGUCACCGACAAAUUCCUAUAAUGGCAGUAUCGGUAGUGAUGGUGGUGGCAGUGUAGGCGGUGGUGCCAGACGCAAAUCAUGGACCCUAUCACCACAAAGUGGUACUUCGACACCAUUAAGUGGUGCUAGGAAAAAAGAAAAACGCUCCAGUGUAAAGUCGCCAGCCUCGUCAACACCAACAACUUCAACGGCAACGGAUUCAUUUAAUCUAUGGAUAGCCCGUGAAUGUUAUGAAACCGUGCCGGCUGAGACAGUUUUCGAGGUAGAUGAUGGCAGUCAAGGUCUGGUGGGUCCAGCAAACUUUACCAUCGACGAGGAAGCGGAUGAAGAAGCGGCGGCUGUCGAAAGCUUAUUGGGUGCCGCUGCUGCCUUACACGCCUCCGCCAGUGCCAAUAAGGAGGCUCAAACCCAGAGACGACAAAAACAUUUACGCCAGCCACAACAUCGUCCGUUGGAACGUUCAUGGCCACCACGUGCCAUGGGGAGAGAUUUUCGCUUGCAGGGCGAUGUUUUCAAAUUCGAUAUUUUGGACACGGAUGAUACAAUUGAUAUUUAUGGGGGUGGUGCCGGUGGCAUGAUUGGUUCCAAUGGUUAUGGAAGCAAUUCGAAUAGCACCAACAAUUCUCCACUUUCUUCACCACCCGCAAUGAAAUUUAAGCCUUUAAUAAAAAAGAAAAUCGGACCCGAUAGUUAUAUAAAUACGAUUACAACCAAAAAAGUGCCCGCAAGUGAGACCUACGAGUUUCCCGCUUUCCCCACAAAGGAAAAUGCCUCGAAUACACAAUUCCCCCAAACACCUUCGACAUCGUCCGCAGCGUCGUCGCUACGUCAACAUAGACCAUUGACUCGGACCCUGUCUAAUGGAAAGUCUGCCUAUGAGGAGCGUCAAGCUCAUUCGCCAAGUCGCCUUAUGUUGUCUCCGAAAAGGCAUCGUAGCCCACCAUCGGGAUGCUCAACACGUAGUGCUUCCCCAUUAGAUUUUCAAUUAAGUCCUGAGGCCCAGGUGUUGAACACCAACAGUAGCCAACAGCAGCACCAACAACAGGUGUCAGCUGUGGGUGGUAACGCCAGUGCCAAUUUGGGCACUCCCAGUUUACACAAUCGUCCUCAGCAGAGGCUGCUGAAACGUGUGGGUGGUGUUGGAGCUGGUGUGGGUACAACUAAUCUCAUAUGUCCACCCACUCCGACACAUCAUGCCAGACGUCAUGCACGCAUGCAGCAACAGGCAGCUGCAGCGGCCGCGGCUAUUGCCCUGAAUAAUAAUCUCGACGAUACGUAUAUUGGCACAGGGCCACCAAGUGGUGGUGGAUCGGUAGCUGCUGGAGCCCAUGCUAGUCAUUUAGAUUAUAAUUAUUUAUCGUCACGUACGCCACCAUCUUCGCCAGCAUUCCAUGGUUCUUCCAACAAUCGUAGUGUCGAUGAUCGUCCACGCGAUCAUUUGGUGGGAGCUGCCUGUGCCGCCGCCACAACAUCUUCAUCCGCAAUAGAGGUGAUCGAUAAUGACGAUGAUGAUGGCAAUGCCUCAGAUGAUUUGGGUGUGGUCCACAUCACCAGCACACGUUUGCCUUCGAUACCGGAGAGAGGUGCAGCAGGUGGCCUUUUACGCACUAGUGCCAUAUUUUCGGCCGAAGCUGACGGCCAAACAAUAAAUGCUGCCACUGCUGAACCUUUACCUCCGGCAUGGGAGGCUAGAAUGGAUAGCCAUGGUCGUAUUUUCUAUAUAGAUCAUACGACCCGCACCACAUCAUGGCAAAGACCCGGUACUAACGGUUCGGCCACACUCAACGGUCAUGGCGGCCGUGAACAACAUCAUCGCCAACAACUGGACAGACGUUAUCAGUCUAUCCGACGAACCAUUACAAAUGAAAAUCGUUCCAAUGCUACGGCUGUUAGCCACAACGAUAAUACUCAAGCCUCGCAAUCUCCACAUAACUCCUCCAGCCAUCAUCCUCACCUGGGGCACAACAACAAUCAUAGUGCACCAUCGAAUUUCCAGCACGUCUCUCUGUCGGUACACCCAGCUGUUCUUAUGCUAUGCCGUCCUGAUUUCUACUCUAUGCUGCACACCAACGAAGAUGCCUUGGCCAUCUAUAAUCGCAAUACUGCCCUAAAGCAUAUGGUAAUACGUAUACGCAGAGAUCCGUCGUGUUUCCAACGUUAUCAGUACAACAAAGAUUUGGUAGCUUUGGUAAAUUCAUUUGCCCAACUGAAUCGUGAUUUACCCUCCAGCUGGGAAACCAAGCUGGAUCAAUCAGGUAAACAGUUCUUUAUCGAUCACAAUAAUCGUCAGACGUCAUUUAUGGAUCCCCGUUUGCCCAUCGAUUGUCCAAGGAUAAUUCGCCACAGACAACCACCACCACAUCAACAUCAAUUGCAUCAUUCUCAAUUCGAUGCCAUUGAUGGGAAUUGUAUAUCUGCCGCCGGUGGUAGUCCACAUCCGCCACUGCCACCACCCAGACCCACAUCAACCUCAUCGUCAACGACGACCAAUCCGCGACAAAGUCAAUUUAUGCAAAACGAUAAUAUGCCUCAUUAUACAUCAUCGUCAUCAUCUGGCACAUCUUAUAAUAAUGGUCCCAGCUCCUCAAGUGCAAUAUCAUCUAAUAAUAGUUAUCAUGAGAUUCCAGUGGCCUAUAAUGAAAAGGUUAUUGCCUUUUUACGUCAACCCAAUAUAAUAGAAAUAUUACGUGAACGUCAAGGCCAAAAUAAUGUAUCGCGUUCUUUAAGGGAGAAAAUUAAUAUACUUCGUGUCGAAGGUGUUCCUGCCUUGGAGAGAAUGGCCCAUGAUUUACAAUUGACUAUUUUACUGAGCUGA